AUGGAAUCACUCGCACAAUUAUUGGAAAUACAGAGCAAGCAAAUUACACAAAUGCAACAGGAUUACUUAAGGGCCGCUGCGAACAAUGCAGCAAUCUUUGACACAAUCGGUAAAAAUUUCCAAGAACUUAACGAACAAUUGAAACAUACUAGACAGCAACAGAUACCUAGUUUGGAUGUAAGUACUUUCACACAUGCCAGGAAUUCCCAAAUAAUACAAAGUGUACCUUGGCCACAACCUCUGGAAGUAGAUUCGGGUGACAUUACGGAAAAUUUCGAACACUUUAGACUAAGUUGGGAUACAUACUGUGCAGCAACAGGUAUUGAUAAGUGGGACAGUACGCAGGAAAUACAAAAAAUUAAUAUUCUNUUGUCAGUCAUAGGUGAUAAAGCUAAGAAGAAAUACUCGAACUUCCAUCUUAUGGAAACGGAUAAAACCAAUGCUGAAAAUGUAUUUCAUAUUAUUAAGAAAAGCCUGGUUUCGGAUCGAAAUUUGUUGUAUGACAGAUACACUUUUCACACCUGCAACCAAUUUGAAGAUGAAAGCUUUGACGAUUACUAUCUGCGACUAAAGAAAAUUUUGGAAGUCUGCAAGUACAAUGGGAACGUAACGUCUGAGACAAUGUUACGUGAUAGGUUAGCGUUUGGAAUAAAGGAUAUAAGUCUGAAAAAGAAGUUUCUACGUGAGGAUCCAGAUACACUUACGCUAGACAAAUUAAGACAAGAGUGUAAGACUAGCGAAUUAACGGAAAGACGAUUUAAGGUAAUAAACUCUGAAGAAAGAAUAAUCAAUAAAAUUGAGAAAAGGACCCAGGAUAAUAAGAAAAUUUGUCGUUUUUGUGCUGGCAAACAUGAGUUUAAGAAAGAACUUUGUCCUGCUUGGGGCAAAGUGUGCACGAAUUGCCAAGCAAGAAAUCAUUUUGCAAAAGCGUGUAAAAAAAAAGAAAGAAAGGAAAAUCAAUCUAAUAAUAAGAAGAGUAAUAAUAAGACAGUUAAAGAAGUUAAAGAAAACUCAGAAAGUGAAUCUGAAGAAGAGGAUGGUAAUCAACUUAAAAUCUAUAAGUUGAAACAGCACAGCAAUGAGAGAAGAAAAGGUAGGACUGAACUGAAACUUAAAAUAGGAGGNAGAUGGCAAUUUAUACCGUGUGAUCUCGACACGUGUUCUGACGCCAACGUCUUGGGAGUUAAUAAUUAUUGCAGGUUGACGGGAGAAAAACAACCACGACUUAGANCUACUACAAGUCGGUUGAAAAGUUUCGGUGGACAACAUAUUGAAAUACUAGGUGAAGUGGACGUCCUUUGUGAAUUCAAGAAACAUAAAUAUUGUCUGGUGUUUCAGAUCGUGAAUGUAGAUCACGGAGCCCUUUUGUCUGAAAAAGCGUGUUUGGCGUUAGGACUUAUAAAGUAUUGUUUCAAGAUAGAAAAGGAUAGCGAGGAUUCGCACUUACAAGAUAGAAUUUUUGUGAAAGGAAAACAGGAAGCAGAAAACAUUCUACGUCGGCAUUCANGAAUUUUCCAGGGAUAUGGUCAAUUACAAGGAGAAGUCACACUAGAAGUGGAUGAUACAGUUCAGCCAACUAUACAACCUGCACGCCGUGUACCAAUUAGUUUAAAACAUAAUCUAAGAAAGGAACUGAGCAGAUUAGAAAAAGAUGGAAUAAUAAAACAAGAAAAAAAGCACACUGAUUGGGUGAGUAAUAUUCUUAUUGUAAAAAAGAAGGAUGAUUCGCUAAGAAUCUGUCUUGACCCAAUACCAUUAAAUACAGCGCUAAAACGACCUCGUUUACAGUUUACUACAUUAGAGGAAGUAUUACCUGAAAUAGGUAAGGCACGGAUAUUUUCGACGCUAGAUGCUAAGANAGGCUUUUGGCAACUGAAGUUGAGUGAAGAAAGUAGCAAACUUACAACUUUCUGGACCCCAUUUGGAAGAUACAGAUGGNUCAGGUUACCUUUUGGUAUCUCUCCAGCACCCGAAAUAUUCACACAGAAGAUGCAAGAAGUAACACAUGGCCUAAAGGGAAUAGAAAUCCUUGUGGAUGACAUUCUUAUUUAUGGCUGCGGAGACAAUGCGAGUGAGGCAAUGGAGGAUCACAACAGAAAUCUAGAGAAUUUGCUCGUUCGGUUAGAAGANAACAAUUGUAAAUUAAAUAAGGACAAGCUCCAUUUAUGCCAGAAAUCAGUAAAAUUUUUUGGACACAUUCUAACAAGUGAGGGAGUAAAACCAGAUAGUUCAAAAACGGAGGCAAUAAAACAUAUACCAAANCCAAAAAAUAAGAGAGAUCUACAACGUUUUCUAGGAAUGGUAACGUACUUAGCCAG
Molecule: messenger RNA, 2318 nt
Organism: Pseudomyrmex gracilis
Lineage: Eukaryota; Metazoa; Arthropoda; Insecta; Hymenoptera; Formicidae
Exons: 1
Source: RefSeq, a predicted model, not a curated record